Eruca vesicaria subsp. sativa (arugula) is the source of this 234-nucleotide messenger RNA. The record is from the annotation of a GenBank genome assembly. Lineage: Eukaryota; Viridiplantae; Streptophyta; Magnoliopsida; Brassicales; Brassicaceae.
AUGAGUAAGUUGUUCUUCCUUAAAACUCGGUUUAAUCUAAGUUUGAUUGUUUCAGCCGAGUUCUUGAAGGAGAAGAAGGGGAAAGUUUGGAAUUUUAGUGAUUGGGGAAUGCGUAGACUGGCGUAUAAGAUACAAAAGGCAGAGAAUGGUCAUUAUAUACUGCUAAACUUUGAGAUGGAAGCUAAACAUUUGAACGAGUUCAAAGGGAUAUGUUGGAUGGUGAUGAGAGAGUGA